This is a messenger RNA of Ahaetulla prasina, 5447 nucleotides long. It is a transcript of the gene ADRB1, whose product is annotated as adrenoceptor beta 1. NCBI's taxonomy places the organism in Eukaryota, Metazoa, Chordata, Lepidosauria, Squamata, Colubridae. The transcript has 2 exons. Gene Ontology annotation, cellular component: membrane. Gene Ontology annotation, molecular function: beta1-adrenergic receptor activity. Gene Ontology annotation, biological process: norepinephrine-epinephrine-mediated vasodilation involved in regulation of systemic arterial blood pressure; positive regulation of heart rate by epinephrine-norepinephrine; adenylate cyclase-activating adrenergic receptor signaling pathway. The record is from RefSeq and is a predicted model, not a curated record. The coding region runs from base 2181 to 3542 and encodes 453 amino acids.
GUACACUGACACUGACACAUAUACUUUUUACAUUAUUUUGUGGGCUUCCUUGAGGACACUUGGUCUUUUAAACAAUUAAAAGAGUAGCAUGUGAAAUGGGCAAGAAAUUAAGCCCAUGGCAUUGGUAAACUUUUCAAUAGACCAUUGUAUCACUGGGAUAUUACUGUCUUUCUAGGAGCCUAGUUGCGUGCAAACAAAGAGGAAGUGAGAUGCAGAUGCGGUUAUUCCGAUUCAUGCACCAGACAGAAUACUGCUUAACAGGCUUAAAUUGGCUAUACCCUCUUUCUCCCACUCCAAUGUUAUAUAUUGUGCUAUUAACUCAUAAUGCAAUCUUUACAUUUACUCUCUUGCUUAUUGUAUCAUGUAUAAAAUUAUCUUCAGGUUAUGUCUUUUUUAUUCAUUUGGGAAAUUGUGCUAUCAUAAUAAGCCACAUGAGGUGGUCAGAAGACUAAGAAAAGAAAAUACGAUCUUUCUCACCACACCGUGUCUUCUGCAAAACUUUCUAGGGAACAACUUGGAACCUAAUUCUAUGGAAGAUAAGGAGAUGAAUGGCUAUCAAUCAGUUAGAGCAGUGGCCUAGGACUAGGGAGAUUCAGGUUCAAGUCCAUUCUUAAAUUACUUAAAGACAACUAGUAAUUUGGGAGCCAAUUACUAUUUCUUAGCCCUGCCUGCUUUGCAAGAACCUGUUGUCAAAGAUCAGAAUCAAAAGAAAUCACCAUUAAAAAUGCUUUGACCUUAGGAGGAAGGGCCACACCUAAGAAAUAAAUAAGGAAUAGCGAUCUACAUUCCUUCUAUCCUAUGUGUGGACUUCCUGUACAGCAGCUGUUGGCUUCUGUGCAUGGAAUGGAGAAAGCCAUUGUCCUUUCAAUUGCCUCAGGCAGUGAAAUGUUUGGGAAAUGUUUGGGACAGCCAGUUUCAAAUCUAAAACUAAAACUGCUGGCAAAAAUAAGGGCAGAGGAAGUGGAGGAAAAUUCCUUUCAUCUCCAACACACCUGCUAGACAUCAGUUUGGAGAAGAUGAAAAAGUAAACAGAGCGUUGUUCCUGAAUGGAAAACCCCCAAAAAUUCACCGUUCGACUAUCGUUGAUUAGUAAAGCAAGAAACAACCCAACACACAGCACAAGUUUUGGAGCUCUUCAGAACUCUUGGGACUGCUUUUCCUAUCGCCUCAUUCCACGAACUGAUCUGGAAGGUGAAAGUUUAUGUUUGGUACUUCAGCCCAGAAAAAAAAUAGCGGAAUGUGGAAAAGAUGAUCCGGGACAUUAUUGAAAAUGAGUCGCCUCUCCAGCCCCGCAAACAUACUACCACCCAACUCACCGCUCUACUGGCUGGAAAAGACGACAAGAUUCUUUUUCCUGAGAGUCACGCGCGGGUUAGGAAGAGGCAACAGCAACUUUGAACGCCCGCUGCCCUCCCCCACUCUCGAUACCCAUCCUCUCCCACGCCACCCCUCCUUCUCCCCCACGUUCUCACUAUUUUCUUACGGAGCGGCUGCUCCGCUGGCCAGAGACGGCAGGAAAAGCCGCGGCGUGUUGCGGCUCGUCUAGUUUCAGCAACGAGAGGGUGCAAAAAGCUGAUUAAUCCACCCUGCCUAGACAGGAAGAGAGAUCCUGCGGGAGCAGAAGAUGCCCCAAGGACACCCAAGAGGCCGCUCCACGCCCGUGCCCGAGAGCCGCCCCACCUACGGGACCGUCCUCCGUGGGAAGCCCGACGGCAGGCAGACCCUGUCCGCGCCCCUUCUGAAAAGGCUUCCCUCUGAACUCCCUAACCCGCCGCUCAGUCUCGGACGGGAGGGCGGAGGAGGGGGAGACACCGCUCGAAGGGCUCCCCGGGAACUCGGCGGGGUCGUAAGCUCCUUGAGAGCGGCAGCGGCAGCGGCAACUCCUCUCUGAGAAGGACGUCCCGCCGCUCUGCCCCCUCGGUCACCAGUCGAGUCCCCCUCCGGAGGUAACGAGGUGGCUGCUACUCCGGCCGCCCAUUGGUUGCUGAGCGCCUGACGCGCGGGCCGCGGGGAGGUGUCCUGGACGCCGGAGCCCUCCGGAGGAGCGCUCGCAAACAUGCUGCAGCCUCGAAGCAAGUCGGUCGCCGUUCCGACGGCGCUGGCGUGGAGAGGGAUCCGCUUCACCUUCAUGCCUCCAGCCUGGAUGCCCUAAGCUGACCCCUUUGCCUCGCUGCACAGCCAUGGGAGAGGGAUGGCUCUUCUUAGAGGAUCGCCCUCCCAACCGAACGAACUUGACUGCUCAGGCUGGCCUGAGAGCUCUCAACUUCUCCACUGACUUGGAUCUACCUGGCAGCUGGAAAACGGAAGAGUUGUCCCAGCAGUGGGUGGUGGGCAUGAGUCUUCUGAUGUCUUUGAUGGUGACCUUCAUUGUGGUGGGCAACGGUCUGGUGAUAGCGGCCAUUGGGAGAACGCAACGGCUGCAAACCCUCACCAACGUCUUCAUCACCUCUCUGGCUUGUGCUGACUUGGUGAUGGGCUCCGUGGUGGUGUCCUUUGGUGCCACCCUAGUAGUGCGAGGCUCUUGGCUCUGGGGCUCCUUCCUAUGUGAAUGCUGGAUUUCGGUGGAUGUCUUGUGUGUGACAGCAAGCAUAGAGACCCUGUGCGUCAUUGCAAUUGACCGUUAUUUGGCCAUUACUUCGCCCUUCCGCUACCAGAGCCUCAUGACGAAGAGACGUGCCAAGAUCAUCGUCUGUGUUGUCUGGGCCAUUUCGGCCUUGGUGUCCUUCUUGCCCAUCAUGAUGCAUUGGUGGAGAGAUAAAGGCCCUGAGGCUCAGCACUGCUACGAUAAUCCCAGCUGCUGUGACUUUGUCACCAACAGGGCAUAUGCUAUUGCAUCCUCUGUCAUCUCUUUCUACAUCCCUCUUUUUGUUAUGAUUUUUGUCUACAUUAGAGUCUACAGAGAAGCCAAGGAGCAGAUGAAGAAGAUUGAUAGGUGUGAGGGCAGGUUCUACAAUAAUCAUCAGCAGCACCAGCAUCCAGUCCACCAGCACCUGCCUAUCUUGGGUAAUGGCCAAACUAAUAGAAGAAAAACAUCCCGGAUUCUAGCUAUAAGGGAACAAAAAGCUCUUAAAACUUUGGGCAUCAUCAUGGGGGUUUUUACUCUCUGUUGGCUACCGUUUUUCCUGGUCAAUAUAGUCAAAGUCUUUAACAGAGGUCUUGUACCGGACCAGCUCUUUGUAUUCUUCAACUGGUUGGGUUACGCCAACUCUGCCUUCAAUCCCAUCAUUUACUGCAGGAGCCCUGAUUUUCGUAAGGCCUUCAAAAGGAUGUUGUGCUGUCCUAGAAAAGCAGACAGGAGGUUGCAUGCUAGCACUGGAGAGCUCUCUCAUUACCCUGGAGGUUUCAUCAGUACCCUGGGAAAUACAGCUCCGUGCACUCUUGGAGGGACGUGGUCUGAUUACAAUGGUGGUAUGCAGGAUGGAAGUGACUCCAGUUUGGAGGAAGGGAACAGUAAAAUCUCCUAUUCAGAGUCUAAGAUACUUACAUGGAAUUUGUUUAUCAUCAAUUUGAGAAGAAGGAAGUAUAAAAGCACCAGAAAUUAAUUUCCAUGCAAAGCCAUAUCACAGUCUCCAUUAUGGAGUCUAUAAAAGGAUGGGCUUGCAUUUGUCUAAGGAUGCCUAAUAUGAACAACAUUGGGUGAAGGUAGGUCACUUGUCAUUUAAGUAAAAUAUGUGCUUUGCUGUGAUGGAAAAUUAUUUAAAUCAGCAUUGGGGAAUUUGAGGCUCUGCAGUCAUUGUUGAACUAUAAUUCCCACCAAUCUCAUGCAGCAUGCUGGGAAUUUGUAAGUCAGGGAUACCUACAAGGCCAUUAAAUGCCCCAUCCCUGGUGCUACUUUUGACUAAUUCCCCAGUACUAAAUCUAAAUUCUUGAAAGUUUACAUUUACUUUAUUAAGUUUCCAAAUGACUCAUGAAUAUUAAGAUUAUUAGUCUAUUAAGGAGAAUUUAGUCCGUUAAAUAUACGAGUUCCAGUGGAUUAAUUGAUUAAUGAUGCAAUCCAAUAAAUGUAACAUAGGAAUGGAAUAUAGUAUGGCAUGGAAAGUCUUUACUUUGAACUUGAAGGCUUUUUUAUGUACUUAUGUCAUGUUGGAGUAAAUUUCAUUGAAUACAUUCCAGGCUGUAGGGCUUUUUUUUUAACAUAGAAUUCAAGUUCCCUUCUUAAUAAAGUCAUUUUAAUUCAUCAAAUACACGGCUUGGCUCUGGGAAAUACAAUUCUGGUGUUCCAACUAUUAACAGAAAAUUUCACCCAUGGAGAAAGUAUAUGAUGGCAAGAAAUAAUUAUGUUUUGUUUUUUGAUUUUUUGGAAUCUCUGAUUUUGUUGAAUAUAAAUUUGUGCACAAUUUAAAAAUUUGAAAUAAAUACAAAAUUUGGGAAAGUGUGAUUAUGAAUAGGCACUUACCAAUCUGAUUCACCUAUAUUCUGGAAUUGGUUUGUGCAUGUAAACAUUGUCACACUUAAUUUUUCAUCCAUCAUAACUCACAAUAUCUAUCUGCAUGAAUAGCUUCCCAGUCAGCUAAUGAUAUAACUUGGAUCCAAACUAAUAGUGAAUUAAUCAGAUUUAUAUAAUCUAUUGUGUAAAAACCAUUUGUUACAAACCAAAGAGUAAUGCAGAGAUUAAUAAAUACCAUGUUUGAUAUAGAGUGUACACUAUUCCUGGAAAAAAUAAAUUAAUCUUCUGCAGUGGCUAUUACAUUGGGUGACCUAAAAUUCAGUUGUUGACUUGGCUAUGAGGUUCACUGCUUUAACUCAAGCUAUGCGUUAACCAGCAAUCUUUUCCUACCUUACUAGGUUGAUCUUGCUGUGAAAGAAAAAUAUGUGGAAGGCAUCUAUGGAACAUAAGUUAUUUGAAAAUAAAUUUAUAAGGAAUCCUCAUAUCCUUAACCACUGAACACUGUUCAAGGAAGGGUACAUAACUCAAAUGCAAGUGAGAUAAUUGGAGAGUAUGCACAUUCUUGCAGGACUAUCUGGUUGGAGUUUUGACUGAUAUUCUAACAAACAUGCAUCAUUUCCUUCCUGUUGCUAAUUCAUCAUGAUGACCUAAUUUAUAUACGAAGAUGAGCCUAGUUUAGCUAUGAGUUUGUUGAACACUUUUUGAUAAACUCUGCCCUGGCUUUUGAAUAAGAAAAAAAAUAAUGCCCUAAUGUAGUGACAUUCUUUGAGUUUAUUUUAAACUUAAAUGUUUUGUUUAUAACCUACUCAAAGAUUCAGAAUGGCCAUUAAUGAAUUUAAACUGUGAAUCUGUAUCUUUUAAAAUGCUUAUCUGCAAAAUGCAGCCCACUAGCUGUUCUUAAGAUGAAUUCACAGCACAAUCCUAUGGAGGUUUUGUGAGUUUGUUCCCAGGUAAGUGCAGACAGUCUUGCAUCUUUAAUCCUGUUAUCAUCUGUGAGGUAACAUUUGCAAAAGUCCAGUUAGGGUUUAUGCUUUUAAUUACAGAGGCUUAAUAAACUUAA